AUGUCUUCAGAGGCUGGAUCCUAUCCUACCGAUCUUUUGAGCAGCUACUCAGCCUCGGGCUUCGCAUCCUCGGCCCGCAGUCUCCCCUUCGGCCAGAAGCCAGCCCUCCUAGUCAUCGAUGUCUGCAACGCCUACCUUACACCCGGAAGCCCACUGUAUGCCCCCGAGCGAUUCCACAACGCUCUGGCAUCCACAAAUGACCUCAUAUCCCGCUGCCGCCAGCACAAGAUUCCCGUCGUUUUCACGCGCGUCGUGUAUCCGAGCCCAGAGUCCGGCGGCAAUUGGUACAAACACAAGCUCCCCGGCGCGCUACCCUGUUUCGACGUUGGCAACGAGCUCGGGGAUUAUCCGACGGGGAACUCGAUUUGCAGACCGCAAAAGGGCGAGAUGGUCAUCGAGAAGCAGUUCAGCAGCGCCUUCUUUGGGACGUCUUUGGCCAGUCAGCUUGUUGCGAUGAAGACAGACACACUCAUCAUCUGUGGGUAUUCCACGAGCGGGUGCGUUCGCGCCACCACCACCGACGCGAUGCAGUACGGCUUCAACCCGUACGUGGUGAAGGAGGCUUGUGGGGAUAGACAUGCUUACCCUCAUGAUGCGAAUCUGUUUGACAUCCAGGCCAAGUUUGGAGAGGUCGUCUCUAUGGAGGAAAUCAAGGAGCUUACGAGGCGAUGA
Molecule: messenger RNA, 672 nt
Organism: Letharia columbiana
Lineage: Eukaryota; Fungi; Ascomycota; Lecanoromycetes; Lecanorales; Parmeliaceae
Exons: 1
Coding region: 1-672 (223 amino acids)
Source: RefSeq, a predicted model, not a curated record